AUGGCCGAAACAGAAAAAUUAUUAUACAUUUUAUCCAAAAAUGCUGGCGACGACGAAAACCUAAUUCGAGAGCAAGAGCAAGCUCUUAUCAAACUCGGUGAAAUUUAUCGUGACCAGAGGAAGCCCCAUGAACUAUCGAACUUGAUUCGUUCUUCACGUUCUUUUAUGGCAUCUAUUGCAAGGGCUAAAACUGCAAAAAUCGUAAAGACAUUGAUUGAUCUUUUCUCUGAAAUUCCCGAUACAUUACCGCUUCAAAUUGAAAUCUGUAAGGAAACAAUUGAUUGGAGCGUGCAGGAGAAACGAAUUUUUUUAAAACAAUCUUUGGAAACUCGACUAGUUGCCUUGUAUCUUGACAAUAAAAUGUAUCAUGAUGCUUUAACCCUUAUCAAUUCCCUUUUAAAAGAAUUAAGACGUCUAGAUGAUAAAAUGGUUUUGGUUGAAGUUCAAUUAUUGGAAAGUAGAGUUUGUCAUGCGUUACGGAAUUUGCCAAAAUCCAGGGCUGCUUUGACAUCCGCCAGAACGUCUGCUAAUGCUAUUUAUUGUCCACCUCUUCUCCAGGCUGCACUUGAUAUGCAGUCUGGAAUUUUACAUGCUGAAGAUAAGGACUACAAGACUGCUUAUUCGUAUUUUUACGAAACUCUUGAAGGAUAUUCAUCACAAGAUGACCCUAGAGCUAUCUUGGCUCUUAAAUAUAUGUUACUUUGUAAAAUUAUGUUGAAUUUGUCUGAAGAUGUAUAUGCAAUUAUUAAUGGCAAACUUGCAUUACGUUACGCGGGGCGCGAAGUUGAUGCAAUGAAAGCCGUGGCAACCGCACAUCAAAAUCGUUCGCUUAAUGAAUUUGAAACUGCAUUAAAAACUUAUAGCGAUGAAUUGGAAAAUGACCCGAUUAUCCGAUCUCAUCUCGCCGCACUUUACGACACUUUACUUGAGCAAAAUUUGGUUCGCAUAAUAGAACCAUUUUCAAGGGUUGAAAUUUCACAUGUUGCAGAAAUGGUUAAAUUGCCUACAGUUCAUGUCGAAACAAAAUUAUCACAAAUGAUUUUAGAUAAAGUAUUUCACGGAAUUUUGGAUCAGGGUGCAGGAUGUUUAAUCGUAUUUGAUGAACCACCUCAAGAUAAAACAUACGAAGCAGCAUUAGAAACUCUUAAGCAGAUGGGAAAUGUGGUGGAAUCACUAUAUGAGAAAUAUCGCUCCAUUUAUUCCAAAGACAAACAAAAACAAGUAGAAAGUGACGCGUCGGUGUUAGCAGAGUCUGUUUUGCUUUGGCUGACAAACGAACUUGGAUAUAGGCAUGGACGGGGUGCUUCUUUACUCGAUGAAGUGACAGAGCAAGAAUUAACAAAGGAAGACAUACAAAACAACCAGAAUCGAAUUAAGAAACCUCAUCAGACAAAACAGACAAAACGUAAUAAAGGAACAUUAUCACCUGGAUCCACUUCUACAGAAGAGAAUUACGCGCAACGAAAAUUAAAACUUGAAAAAAAAUUUGCACAAACUAAUGAAAUUGUUCAAGAAACAGAACAACAAAUAACUCAUUUGAUUUCACGUAUUGCGGACGUUGAGUCACAAAUUCGAUCUGUUAAAGAUGAAAUAAGUGAAAAAAAGAAUAAGAUUUAUAUGAAACAGGUUUUUCGCGAGAAUUGUAGGCGUUUUAUGAACUCUGAAGCUGAAUAUCGGAAACUCUUGGAAGAGUUUAAGCCCAAGGCAGGGACUAAAGAUGAAAUGAAUUUCGCGUUGAAAGGGGAUCCAUUAAUGACAACACCACCGAAAGUAUUUCUUAAGUCUAUGUUAAAUACAAUGAGAUCAGCAUCUAAAGAUUUAAACACAAAAUCUGAGCAGUUUACCGGUAAAAAACUUAUUACAGAUGAAGAUUCUAGUCGAGUUCAGCGGAUGAUAUAUACAUUUAUGAAAGACCACGCGUCAAAAUUCUUUGAAGUUGAAAAAAUAUUAAAUGAUAUUAUAAAAAUCAAUGAAAAAAUAUUGGAAAAACACGC
Racocetra persica is the source of this 1994-nucleotide messenger RNA. The record is from the annotation of a GenBank genome assembly. Lineage: Eukaryota; Fungi; Glomeromycota; Glomeromycetes; Diversisporales; Gigasporaceae.